Molecule: messenger RNA, 1569 nt
Organism: Ophidiomyces ophidiicola
Lineage: Eukaryota; Fungi; Ascomycota; Eurotiomycetes; Onygenales; Onygenaceae
Exons: 4
Coding region: 1-1569 (522 amino acids)
Biological process (GO): ubiquitin-dependent protein catabolic process
Cellular component (GO): cytoplasm
Molecular function (GO): ubiquitin protein ligase activity
Source: RefSeq, a predicted model, not a curated record
AUGGCCGCCACUUCGUUCAAGGCCGAUGCCUUGCUCUUGAACACUCCCCAAAAUGCGUGCAAUAACCAGGGCCAAACACUGAGUGUCACCGAUGCUUUUGAGCUUGACGUUGGGUCGAAUAUUGAGACUCUCUCUGACAAACAUGUACGGAAUCGGGAUGCAAUCGUCGGGCUCAUGUACGUCCCGCAGUUGCCCCCGAAUCAUAGCUGCAUUAACGCAACGUCGGACUUCAUUCCUUCAAACGUAACUCGCCUCAAUAAUCUGCCCGCACGCAACUGUCUGCUCAUUGCUCUCGCCCCAUGGGUGUCUGCCCCCUGUACAAAAUUAUUCCUUUCCCAGGCCGGCCGUGAUGAUGCCACCGCCGUGAUUCUUUUCCCUCCCGAUGGCUCAUUCUCCCCGCCAUCCCCAGCGAAUGAUCCUAAAUGGGACAUGGAAGACCCCGAAUGGAAGUCAAAAUACAAGCUUCCAGUUUAUGCAAUGCCUGGUGCUUUCGGAGAUGAGCUAAUGCUCCAACUCUCUCAAUAUUCUGGCCGCUUGAUAGACGCCCCUAACGGAGAUCGUUUGGAGAAAAUGUAUGAUGCCAACUCAACAGCUAGAGUCUACGGCGUAGUAUCGCUAGAAAGUCGCCGUGAGGCCCUUCCUGGCCUCUGGGUGUUCCUUUUGGUGGUCCUCGCAGCAUUGGUUGGCAUCGUCGCAGUCUCGUCCAUUGGCAUGAAAUUUAUACAGCACAGACGGCGGGCUUCGCUAAGAGCAAGGAUUGCGGCGGGAGAUGUGGAUUUAGAAAUGCUUGGUAUCAAACGACUAAGGGUGCCGCAGCAUAUUCUCGACAAAAUGCCCCUUUAUACGUAUGAUAAGGAUGGCCACCCGGCAGCUCCCGCCCCAAUAAAUCUACCUACCGAUUCCAAAGGCGAAGAACCAAGUAGUUCUGCCUCCUCUAACUCCCCCACUAUACCGGCAGCCUCUCAAACUUCGCCAUCUAACCCCUCGACCUAUGAACGCUUUAAAUCAAGCUUCUCCCAAACAGUGUGUCCGAUUUGUCUUGAUGAUUAUGUCUCAGGCGAGUCUGUUGUUAGGGAGCUUCCGUGUCAACACAUUUUCCACCCAGAAUGCAUCGACUCUUUCCUAUUGCAGAAUAGCAGCCUGUGCCCUGUCUGCAAAAAGACCGUGUUUCCUCCUGGAUAUUGCCCGGAAGUAAUUACUGAUGCUAUGGUUCGUCAGGAAAGAUAUGCCAGGUCCCGACGCCAGCGUGGCAAUCAGGAUAUAAUGCUGAAUGAUAUUGAACCCCACCAUCCGGCCGGUUCGAGGUGGCGGCGUGGUAUCCAGAACACUUUUAUUGGUAGACUGCCUUUUUUCCGGUCUUCCGAGCCACAGCCCGAUCGUGAUUUCACUGCAGAAAGAGCAAUAUCACCAGAAGCAGCAUCCUCAUCAUCCAUCAGGCGUCGCGAGGAGAUGCGAAGGCGAGCAGUAGCGAUGCUGGGGCCCCAGCGUAUGGUCGAGGAUGAGGAGAGAGAGCGCGAUGCUUCAAGACCAAAAUGUGAGAAAACUCCAUCGUUUCGAUUUGACAUAUAG